UUUCCACAGAAGCUUUCAUCGCAAUACAAGGCACGCACACACUGCUUCUUCUUCUCUCCUUAUAAAAACCGCCGUCCCUCCCAUUCGCUCUUGCCAUCCAUCCCCAUCCUUCCCUCCCUCCCCUGAGCCGAGCCGUGCUGUGAGGGUGGGGGGCAAGGCAAACUAGUCAAUCCGUCCCAGUCUCCUUUCCUUCCAUCCUUCUGCUCAGGCCGAGGUCUCCGUCUCCCCUGCCUCGCCUCCUACCAUGGCUGCCAGGUGGGCCCCGCCGGCCGGCCUCCUGCUGCUCCUGCUGCUGGCGGUCCUGCUGCCGGCGCGCGCGGACAGGCCGGCGAGGACCGCCCACGCGGACGACGACCCGGAGGCCUCCUCCGCCGUGUUCCAGCUCUACGGCAACGUCUACCCCCACGGGUUGUACUACGUGGCCAUGAACAUUGGCAACCCGGCGAAACCAUACUUCCUUGACGUCGACACCGGCAGCGACCUCACCUGGCUGCAGUGCGACGCCCCCUGCGUCAGCUGCUCCAAGGUGCCACACCCGCUCUACAGACCAACAAAGAACAAGCUGGUACCGUGUGUUGAUCAGCUGUGCGCCUCUCUGCAUGGCGGCCUCAGUAAAAACCACAAGUGCGACUCACCGAAGCAGCAGUGUGACUAUGAAGUUAAGUAUGCCGACCAGGGUUCAUCCCUUGGCGUGCUCGUCAACGACAGUUUUGCAGUCCGCCUUGCGAAUGCCUCCGUUGUCCGCCCCAGUCUUGCAUUCGGGUGUGGGUAUGACCAGGAGGUCGGGAGCAGCACUGAGGUUGCGCCCACUGAUGGUGUGCUUGGGCUUGGGAGUGGAUCGAUCAGCCUGCUUUCACAGCUCAAGCAGCAUGGUAUCACCAAGAACGUGGUUGGCCACUGCCUCAGCAUGAGAGGAGGGGGAUUCCUCUUCUUUGGGGAUAAUCUCGUGCCUUAUUCACGUGCAACAUGGGUACCAAUGGCUAGGAGUGCAUUCAGGAAUUAUUACUCACCUGGCUCAGCAAGCCUGUAUUUUGGUGGCCGGUCGCUUGGCGUGAGACCAAUGGAAGUAGUAUUGGACAGCGGAAGCUCGUUCACCUACUUUUCUUCACAGCCAUAUCAAUCGCUUGUCACUGCACUUAAGGGUGAUCUAAGCAAGGCGCUGAAAGAGGUGUCUGACCCCUCUCUGCCUCUAUGCUGGAAAGGAAAGAAACCAUUCAAAUCCGUGCUUGAUGUCAAGAAGGAGUUCAAAUCAUUGGUUCUGAACUUUGCCAAUGGCAAGAAGGCACUCAUGGAGAUCCCUCCUGAGAACUACCUCAUCGUCACUAAAUACGGGAAUGCAUGUUUGGGCAUCCUUAACGGAUCAGAGAUUGGACUCAAGGAUCUGAACAUUGUUGGAGAUAUUACAAUGCAGGAUCAGAUGGUGAUAUAUGACAAUGAGAGAGGGCAGAUUGGAUGGAUCCGAGCACCCUGUGAUAGAAUCCCCAAUGAAAAUACCAUUCAUGGAUUUGAGGAAGGUUAUUGUUGGCCCCAGUUCCCCAGCAUCUUUGGUAUUCAGAAUGAAGAAUGUGCAGCUUACUACCGUUCGAACAAAGAGUGAAUAACAAGGGGAGGCCAUUGGGUUGAUGGAUGGACAAAAAUAAUCAUCCAGGGAGGCUCUAUACACGAAGUUAGGAACGUGUAUUCUUUAGAAAAGAGAGAAAAAAAAAUCUGGUAGCCUGUAAUCAUCGCCAUGUGCAUAUGAAAUAUAUAAUUAUUCCGUUCUUAUGAA
Triticum urartu is the source of this 1768-nucleotide messenger RNA. RefSeq names its product aspartic proteinase Asp1-like. The record is from RefSeq and is a predicted model, not a curated record. Gene Ontology annotation, molecular function: aspartic-type endopeptidase activity. Lineage: Eukaryota; Viridiplantae; Streptophyta; Magnoliopsida; Poales; Poaceae. Gene Ontology annotation, biological process: proteolysis.